UAAAUUUGAAGGCUCCAGGUGGGGGUGAGCUGCUUGUCCCCAUGACUGCAUUUUAUUGUUGAGUGUAGCAGGGAAGCAGCUAACUGAAAACUUCUGUACUGCAUUCAGAUUAUUGGAAUUUCUAUAUAGAAGCCACAGUGUAGGUAGAGCUACCGACAAUCGAAUCAAAGGACAACCGGCCCGGUUCGUUCAUAGUGUAGCGCUGAUUCCUUCUGCUACCACCAUGGAUGAUUUAGAUGCAUUGCUGGCGGACUUGGAGUCAACGACCUCCCACAUCUCCAAGCGGCCAGUGUUUCUGCCGGACGAGACACCCUACUCUUUCCCCACGGGAGGACAGGCCCCUCCCCCUGUACCACCACCUCCCUCUGCUGAGGCCCUGAAUGGGACCUUGCUUGACCCCCUAGAUUCAACCCCCUUGUCCACACAGUCCUACAGCCCUGCACAGAAAAGCUUGUGGUCCAGGGACAGCAGUAGCCCCCCCUUACCCCAAAGCGAAGAGGACCACGUCUACAGCUUCCCCAACAAGCAGAAGAGUACAGAGGCUGCCAUGAGCUCCUCCCUGGGCUGCAACCUGUCGGAGCUGGACCGGCUGCUUCUGGAGCUCAACGCUGUGCAGCACAACACACCCUCCUUCCCCACUGAGGAAGCGUCAGCUCCGCCCCUGCCUUCCAGCAGCACCACCCAUUAUGUGCAAGCAAACGGGGUUUCUGGGGCAGGCAAGUUGCCUCGCCCCACCAUGGAGAAGCCAAAACGCAGCGUGGCCACCAGGCCACCAGUCAUCGAAGACAUGCGCCUCAGCUCCAAGAGCCUCCUUGACGAGCAAGAAAGUUCUGUGCCCUCUCCCAUCCCCACCCCAUUGGUGGUAGAGAAGUUGGGGGAGGAGGAGACGCCCUCCCAGCUGCAGGCCAGAAUCUCCGCCUCCUCCGCCACGCGGGAGCUUGACGAGCUCAUGGCCUCGCUGUCCGACUUCAAAGUCCAGAGCAACAUCCUGGCCCAGGGGAAGAGCUCAGCCACUGCUCCUCCCAAACAGUCUAACAAGCUGGACAACAUGCUGGGCAGCCUCCAGUCAGACCUCCAUAAACUGGGCGUCCAGACUGUGGCCAAGGGAGUAUGUGGGGCCUGCAACAAGCCCAUUGUUGGACAGGUGGUGACUGCCAUGGGGCGCACAUGGCACCCAGAGCACUUUGUGUGUACCCACUGUCAGGAGGAGAUCGGCUCCAGGAACUUCUUUGAGCGGGACGGAGCACCUUACUGUGAGAAGGACUACCACAACCUGUUCUCCCCACGCUGCCACUACUGUAACGGACCUAUCCUGGACAAAGUGGUGACGGCACUGGACAGGAACUGGCAUCCGGAACACUUCUUCUGUGCUCAGUGUGGAGCUUUCUUUGGCCCAGAGGGCUUCCAUGAGAAGGAUGGGAAGGCAUAUUGUCGGAAGGACUACUUUGACAUGUUUGCGCCCAAGUGUGGAGGCUGUACCCGCGCCAUCCUGGAGAACUACAUAUCAGCCCUCAACUCCCUCUGGCACCCUGAGUGUUUUGUCUGCAGGGAGUGCUUCACCCCCUUUGUAAAUGGGAGCUUCUUUGAGCACGAGGGCCAGCCCUACUGCGAGGGCCACUACCAUGAGCGCCGCGGGUCCCUCUGCUCGGGCUGCCAAAAGCCCAUCACAGGCCGCUGCAUCACAGCAAUGGCCAAGAAGUUCCACCCUGAGCACUUUGUCUGUGCCUUCUGCCUCAAGCAGCUCAACAAGGGCACCUUCAAAGAGCAGAAUGACAAGCCCUACUGCCAGGGCUGCUUCAUCAAGCUCUUCAGCUAGGAAGCUAGCCUCCCCCAGCCUGUUUGUGUGUGUGUGUACGCGCUUGUGCGUGUGUGUAGCUGUGUGCACGUUCUGUGUUCCAAAUCUCUGCUGUUCUGCCCUAAGUGUGCACUUGCUCACUUCCCUUCAUGAAUUUAAAAGGAAAUGACAGGUGUGAGAAAUAUGGUGGAAACUCCAGCCCAGUCCUAUACCAAUCCAAUGCUUUUUAAAUGUGUGGGAAGGAGUGCGCAGGUGCACGCUCCAGAGAAAAAGAAGAGAAUCGGGCCACCGUGUGAGUGUUUUUCUAAAGGUGUAGACUGGGAUAGAAGGCCGUCAGUGGCUAUGAUGAGGAAGCAGGGUUGUUCUUUACUGUGCAUGUAGCUGAGAUACGCGUGGCCAUUAAACACCACAGCUCUCCCUACAGGUGCCUAUUUGGAGGAGUUGGAGUGAUCAUUCCAAAAUAUAUUUUUGUAGUUGCAAAACACUGUCUGUGCAAUUGCAAAUACAUGCCUAUAAACUGUCUCUUGAUCUAAAACACACACAAGACAGAUUUUUAACUUGAGAAGAGGAAAAGCUUUCUGGUCUCUCCCUCCUUCCUUUCUCUUCACUGCUCUAAGACCAGUUUAAACACUUGGUGCUCAUUCUCAACUCAAUCAUAGAUCCCUCUCUGCAACCCUCAUGGGGACAUUUUACAGCCUGGUAUGGCCAAGAUAUCAGUGUCCUAUUUUUGUACACUUUUCCUAUGGAAACUUUCAUAAACUUACGAGGACUGCUCAGCAACAGAUUUCAUUUUUUGUUUACCUGAAGUGUGUCUUAUUUUGUCCAAACACAUUGUUUUAAGAGGCGCGCACACACACUCAAGACUACUGCUCUUUUUGUGCUAUGGAUUCUCACUUUCUAAUUUCAGUACUUCAGUCUUUGCUUCACUGAUUCUCAUAUCAAUUCUCAUUCAUGUGAAUCUGAUUUCAAAAGGAAUAUUGUCUUACCCUUUAGGUGGACAGAGGUUGGGGGUUUGGGUCAUUUUGGGUACCACACCUCUUUUUAUUUUGGAGGAACUAUGCUCAUCCCUCACUUUCCAUUAGCUUUGGGUAGGGAGACAUCUCUUAGCUUGGCAACCAAACUGAGCACAGUAUUCUUCAGUCUGGGGUAACCAGGCUAGUUUUUCUUUCUAUGAGGAAAAUACUGGAGCAUGUUUAUUUGAAACAGAACAUGUUAAUUGUGUGCAUUUUACCUUUUUUAUUUGCUACUGUAUUCGUCCACACAUUUAGCCAAGUUUUAAAAUGAAUUAAUUCUGAGUGAAUGGGGAGUACAUUUCUUGGUGCAAUGUUUUGCUGUAAAUUUAGCUACUGACAAUGUGUUUUCCCUCAGUUACUUAAAGACAAA
Molecule: messenger RNA, 3178 nt
Organism: Oncorhynchus mykiss (rainbow trout)
Lineage: Eukaryota; Metazoa; Chordata; Actinopteri; Salmoniformes; Salmonidae
Product: paxillin
Biological process (GO): transforming growth factor beta receptor signaling pathway; endothelial cell migration; substrate adhesion-dependent cell spreading
Source: RefSeq, a predicted model, not a curated record